AUGGGUCAGCUCGACCGGAGUGGUAUCCACCUCGCAAGAAACCGGCGAUUACUAGUGACGGUGGUAUACUUGCUGCCGUAUGUCUCCAGCUGUGACAGCAACCCGCUGGUACCAAGACCUUCCCCCAGCCCUUCUGCUCACAUCCGCUGUGAAUGUGAGUGUAUCUUCCGACCAGUCUGCGGUUCCGACGGCAAGACAUACUCCAACGAGUGCUCUCUUAAAUGCAUCAGUAGACAUAGAGUGGCUAACGGCUUCCCACCCAUACGCAUAGUUAGCCAAGGACAGUGCCCCCACACACCAUGCAACUGUCCUGUCGGUGGCAAAGCUCUGUGUGGAAAUGAUGGCCACACCUAUGCUAACGAUUGCUUUUUAGAUUGUGAAAACAGAAGACGUCAUCUCAUAGGUCUCGAUCCCAUUGAAGUCAUGUAUCCUGGACCUUGCAAAUUGCCGUAUUGUAUCUGCCCUGAUGUAGUUAUUCCAGUUUGUGGCACUGAUGGUAAGACGUACAAGAAUAUUUGCUACCUUCAGUGCAUCAGUAGGCUUAACCAAGCGAACGGUAAACCUUGCAUCGAAGUAAAACGUGAAGGUCCUUGCGAGAAAGACAGCUGCAUGUGUCCGCUAAACAUAGAUCCAGUUUGUGCGAGCGACGGAAAAACUUACAACAACUUCUGCGAGUUUCUUUGUGAGAACAGAAGACGUUACCAGCUCGGAAAGCCGCGCCUUAGUGUCCAGCACAAGGGGCCGUGUAUGGACUGCCAAUGCCCGAAAAUCUACCAGCCAGUAUGUGGAAGCAAUGGUCAAAGUUUUGCUAAUAUUUGCCUCUUCAAUUGUGAGAACAAGAGACGUAAGCUCCAAAAUCGUCCUUGUCUAACAAUCGACAGUCAGGGAAUUUGUCCGUGCGUUUGUACGCUGCAGUACGAGCCUGUGUGUGGUACUGAUGAGAGGACGUAUGGUAACAGAUGUCAGCACAAAUGUGAGAACAAGAGGAGGUCUGACUUGGGCUUGCCAUUGAUUGGCAUCGCGCACCCCGGCCGCUGCGCCUGUGACUGCUCAUGCUGCACGCGGCUGUUUGCGCCAGUCUGUGGCAGCGACGGCCGCAGUUACUGGAACAAGUGCUGGCUCAAGUGCAACAGAGACUGUAACAGUGACAUCGGAUUCCCGUUGGACGUGUUGCAUUAUGGACCCUGUUAG
Messenger RNA from Spodoptera exigua (beet armyworm), 1191 nucleotides. The record is from the annotation of a GenBank genome assembly. Lineage: Eukaryota; Metazoa; Arthropoda; Insecta; Lepidoptera; Noctuidae.